GCUCGCGGGCAGGGAGGGCUCCGGCGGCGCCCGCCUCGCUGCCGCCCCUCGUUAGCGGACGCGUCCGUCAGCGGAGCCGGGCUGCGUUUGACACGCGCACACGCGAUCCCGGGGCUGUCACUUCGGGUACCGCACGCCGCUCUGACGCGGGGACGGCCGCUGGCGCCGGAGGGAGGGAUGCAGCCCACGUUGCUCCCGGCAGCUCCCGGCGCCGUGCGCUCGGCUCGAGGCCUUCGCGUGAACCGUGGGGCUCCGGCGGCGGCCGGGCGGGGUGAGACGGGAGGGCACCGCGCUCCGGGGGCUGCUCGGCUCAUCUCCUCCGGCAGCGGGGGCCGCGGGGUCAGCGGAAGGGUCCGCACGGAGCCGUCGUUUCGUGCGGAGCGCGGCGGGUGCACGCGGGCGACGGUUGCGAGCCGGCUGCGCGGCUGUGCCCGCAGAGGGACGGUGAGCGGCGACUCUGGAUGCCCGUCCUUGCGCCCUGCCCGCGUCCCCCGGAGCCCAGGCGGCGGCUCCAGGCGGCGGUGGGCGCGGCGUGCCGGCCCCGCUCGGCUCCUGGUGGGAGUCGCGUCCGCCGUGCCGUGCUCCGGAUCCUCCCGUGUGGAGCAGCAGAACAGGCUUAAACACGGGAGCUCCCCGAGACAGAGGUUAUCUUCUUGAUGAAUAAUAAUUAUUAUAAUUUUUUCAUAGUGUGGUAGCGCUCAGAGGCCACGAACAAUUAGCGGGCUCGUUUCCAUCUGUAGUAACAAUACUUCUGUUGCAUCCAGCGCUUCUGAUCAGCGUGUGCUGGUAUCAAAGAUCCGCAUCAUCCCGGCUUUAUUGCGGGAGGGGAAACUGAGGCACGCGGCGCAGAAAGGCACUCGCUAAUUUCCAAAUCCCCCCGGUAGCGAGCGUUGUCUAAGGCGCAUAAAGCAGGGGGGGGUGCCUGCUGGAUGGCAUUGGGAAUCCACUUAAAGGCAGGAAUUUGUAUUCUGAGACAACGUUCUCCGCACCGGUGCCGGGAGCUGCAGCCGCAGCAGCCUCGGCUCCCGCUGCCCAUGCAGCAGUGGCUGCUGUCGGGGCUGCACCCUGCGCGUGGCCGUGGGAUGGGUGCCGCUCCCUGCGGGGCUGCGUGCUCGGAGCUGCUGCGGGGCCGCGCACCCACCCGUGGGGCUGAGCCCCCCCCCGGGCAGACGCACGCGUGGCACGGUGUUGUGACCGCCAGCUUGUGAAUGCUGAGCGACGGAACCUUUCCAGCUCCUUCCAGAGAUGCGCUCUGCAGACAGCUUGAGGCUUUCUAGCGGCAUCCUGGCGUGCACGGGAGCGCAUCCUGCCCCGGCUGCUGGUGGCACUGUGCCUCCAGGUGCAGCCCGGCCUGGCUCUGCGUGGGGCAAUGCUUCCCCCAGGGAAAGCCGUGAAGCUGUGGGAUGUCUCGUGAUGCGCUGAGCCUCCCGUGAGCACGAGCCUUCGGGCCACGUCCUAUUUCAUUUGUCCUGUAACUACUUCGGGGCAGCGCCAGCCCCGGCCAGGUCUCGUGUCGGCCGAUUCCCCACGUCCGUGCCCCUGCACGGGCUGACUCUGGGACUUGGGGGAACAUCGCGUUGCCCACGCCACGUGUGCCAGGAAGGCAGCAGCCAGCCCGUCCCGAGGUGGUCACUUCUGUAUCCCUGAAGAGGCGGCCGAGCAGCGCCACAGCCAUGCUGCCAUUAAGGACAGCGCUGGGAUGGGAAACCGCCUCCUCACCUCUCCCUGCUCCACGCGCUGCCCGCGUGGGCUGCAUUCCCCUGGGCAGGUCGCUGCCUCCUCACCUCGUGCUUGAGAUGGUGACGGCCACGCUCCUCUGCAUUGCAAAGAGCUGGGAGCGAAGGCAAUCCCAGCGGGAGCGCCAGCACUGCUGCCCGCCGGCCGUGUGUGUUAGCGCUGGAGGCAGAGAACGCUUCGGGCUCUGCGGGCUCCUGACGGCUUUCUGCAAAGGCUCCGUGUGCUGCCGCGUCUCCAGGCCGCGUCGAGUCCCCGUCCAACUUGCACCCGUGCGCGUGUGGCUGAAGGAAGCGCGAUGCGAUGGGGCGAUGGCAGGAGGUGCCGGGUGCCAGGAGGACGUCGCUGCCUCUUCCCCAGUCGCUGGGUUCCUAUCUCUGGGCACGGGCUGCAGGACCCUGCGGGAGGUGCUGGGGCACAGGGAGCGCCUGCCUCGUCCUGGCCCCGGGGCCGGGAGCGUGACUCAUUUUCCUGCAGGGCCCUUCAGCCAGUGACCUAAAUAAAGAUGGAUGCACGCAGAUCCCUCGGCUCGUGCGAGCUGCCACUUCCACCAGGCACCUGCUGCCAAAAGGGAGCCCCGUGCUGGGGGUGCUCCUCCGCGGCGCCCGCGUGGCAUUUGCUGUGAGCGUGCAUGGCUCCAUCGCGGCACUCUGCAGCCGUCCUCGGGCUGGCAGCGUUCUGGUUGGGCCACGGGGGUGCAGAAGCAGUGCAAGACAUUGCUGGGAACGCCACAGGGGAGAGGUGCAGGGUAACAGGUGCUGCUGGGACCCGCUGCCACAGAGCAGUGUGCGUCCUCACCGUGAGAGCACGGGUAUAAAGGGCCAGUGAGGCAGGAUGUGGCUCACGAGGGCUCUGGGCCAAGGAGGAGCAGAGCUGCUCGAGAGGACGUACGGCACCGGCCCAGGCACAGGCGGGGGAGGAUAAAGUGGCCGCGAUUAAGUGCCUGCAGGAAACCAGGAGGUCUGCACGCCUCCAAACGUGGGGCGAUGGAAGGGCCUCCAAGAGCAGCUGUGAGGGCAGGGCACGUGCUGGCUUCGUGCUGGCACCGCCGCCGCGAGGAGCUGCCUGCUGGCACUGCUGAUCAACACUCCGCCUUCCGCCCUUGAGUCCCGUGGAUGCUCCGUGCUGAGCACAAACGCACCGAGUCCUCUUGGAGCCAAGAUGGGAUGAGGUCCCGCUGCUGCGACUGCGUCGUGCACCUGGCUGCUGCCCGGCCUCCGGCUGUGAGCACACACCUCAUCCUCCGCUGCCUCCCGCUGCCGUAGCACCUCGUGCCGUGUCCGAGCUCAGGGGCAGCGGAGGCUCUGUCCCAGGAGGAGCCGUCGCACCCUGUAGUAGAGGCGGGUAAUUAGCUGCUCUCCUCUGCAGCUCCAGAAGUAGAUGAUUUCCUCUCUCAUAAAUCUAAUCUCCUGGCUUCCUGCGUCUUGAGGAGAAGAUUUAUGUGUCUGCUCUGGUUUUCCUUCUACCACAGACGUCGCCAGGAGGAGGAGGUGGAGGAUGGGUGCGGAAGGGUCCCCAGCGGAGCUGGCAGGGUGUCCUGUCCCUGGUGUCCUGCCCGAGGAGCCGGGAGCCGGGACCCACGGUGUGCUGGGCAGGGUGACACCGGGCAGCUGGGCCCUGCAGUGUGCCAGGCCCUGUGACUGCGGGGUGGGAUCCAGCGCUGCUGUUCGGUGGUGGUGGUGGUGGCCAGGAGAGGGGAACCCCACCCCCGACGCCUCCGUGGCUCCAGGCACCAAGCAGCUGCUGGGACACCCGUCCCCACUGCCCCGAGCACCCCAUGGAGCCAGAGCCCACGCUGAGGUGCUCCUGUCAUUUAUUGCAUUAUGGUGGCGUCAUCUGGUUUUAUCCGUAAAUCACUUGAUAUGAUCUGCCGCUUGUAAUUGAGCAAGAGGAGGAAAACACUCAGACCUUAAAUAAUUGUCAGGAGAGCAUCCAUCACCACCUGAAUCUUGGCCAAGUCGCUCUGGCACCAGAUGGCCUCACCUCUCAGGAAGGUCCUUCCCCGUCUGAGAGCGAUGACCUCUGGCUCUCGGGCGCUGUUCUCUUGCACUUUACCUGUGGGGCUGCAGAGCAGAGCCGCUUCCCACCGCUGAGACUCCUUUUCUGCAGUGCUCUUUCCUUGAUUCCCACAUGACAUCGUAUUUGUCAUUCUCAUUCCUCAUCCUUCUCCCAGUCUCCGCAUCGUCCACAAGUACAGUCAGUGCUGGCUUCUCCUCUCUGAGGUCACUGACACCGGCGUCACUGCGGGGCCCGGUGCCCCUCCGCAGGACCCGGCCAGCAGCGCUGCCGUUUGGUGCCGAGCCCUGGAUGGUUAUGUCUUGAGACAUGCUGGUUAGCCUGGGUUUAAUCCAUUUAAUGCGUGGCACAUUGCUUUCGUAUCUUCCUGAUUUCUCCAUGAAAAUGUCAAAUGCCUUACAGAGAUCUAAGUCUGUUCCAUCCAGGCUUUUACCUUCGUUGACCAAACUGGGAAUCUCAUCAAAACAGACAGCAAAUGGGUUUGAUGAACCGUGCUUCCCAGAGCCCUGUGCUGGCGCUGCCGUCCUUCAGCUGUCACUAAUCAGGCUCUGAGCGCGUCCCACCGCUGCCCUGGCUGGUGCCGUGCUGGUGGUCCCCGUGCCCCUCCGCCUCUGCUGCAUCGUCCCACAGCACGGGGGCUCUCCCGAGGUCUGGAUGCCACCAUCACACCUGGAACCGGGAGAGGAGAAGGCCCUGUGGCCCCGGGGCUUCCCUGCCGGGAUGCCGUGCUGCACAGAGGUGCCCGUGGCUCUGGUGGUGCCUCACCUCCAGGAGCGUGGCUGCCCUGUGUUUGUGCACGUCGGGCCUGUUGGAGCAGCGGGCAGGGCGGGUAGAGGCAGCCUGCCCUCCAUGGCACAGUCCUGCUGGCAGAGCUGGGCACAGGGACUCCCAGCCCACGGUGCACAGCCAGAAGCGGAGCGCUGGGAUGGCUCGGUCCUCUCUGCCUCCUGCUGCGGCCUCGGGCGCUGCGCAGCCGCUCUCCUCUGGGUUUAACACCGGUGUGUCUGUGUUUGCUGGGCACGGGGUCGGGGUGCCGGCGUGAGCAGCCCCCACGCUCGCCCUGGAGCAGGGACUGCUGGAGGGCUGCAGGCACAGGGCGCCUGAGGACAGCUCAGCCACCGCGCAGCUCUCAUCCUUCAGCUGUCCCCUCCCAUCUGCCCGUUCCCCCGGUCCUGGCCGUUCUUCUACAGAGAGGAACUGCUGGAACAGCUGCAGCCCUGGGCUCAGCCCUGAAGGGGCUGACGUGGUUUUAGGAGCCCAGAAAGGCUCCACCGUGCCUCGUUCUGGGCAGGGUGACAUUAACAAGGGACACUUCUGCUCCUGUGCCCCCAGUCUGGGAUCUCAGGUCUUGCAUAGGGUGCCUCGGCGCAGGAGCUGUGGGCACGGGAAGGCGGGUGGGAUACAGCGCAUCGGCGUGCGUGGGCCUGAGCACCACCUCCCUGCAAACAUGCUGGAAGAGAGCAGCUGGAGAGCCCCGAUGUGCUGAGCGCUGGGUGCCUGCGCUUCCUGCACAGCCUCUCCCAGUGGCCUUUUCUGUGCAUCCAAAAUGUCCCUGGAGCUGUGCUUCCAGCUGGAUCUGUCGGCAGAGAUGUUUCCUUCGUAUUCAGCUCUGGUACAGGGGGUGCCUGAGAUGCAGCAGCCGCUUGGUUGCGUGGUCCUGGUUCGGUCCCCCAGCAGGACUCAUUAUUAGCACGGGGAGACGCGGGCAUGCCAGAAGCAGAGCCUGAGCACAGCACUAAACCUGACCGUACCGUAAUGCAUAUGCAGAAGGACGAGCGGGAGGGUCCUAGCUUUUGGUGUCUGACAGCCUCAGAACCGUUCUCCAAAUGCAGUCAGCACAUGUAUAAUUUAUCGGUUUUCUCUUUGUCCUUGUGCCGUGCCUCAGAUCUCCAGCGGUGCUGGGUUCGGAGGCGCAGGGUGCCUCGGCAGAGUGCUGCUGACUGACAGCUCCGCGUUGGCUGCGUGGGCAGCGGAGCAUUCUGGGGUUGCUCUGUGGCCCACGCCGCGGGUUUGCAGGGCCGUGUGUGCCCAAAGCACAUGGAUGGUGCCCGCAGCGCUCCUGCCCUGUGCCGGGCUGUGGGAGCUCCUGGCACCCUCCCGGCACCCUGACCCCUGGGAGCGCUCCCCAGGCCGCGCUGGUGCCAGCCCACGUGCAGGAUGCUGGUUGCUGUACGGGGACGUGCUGCCUGCCCAUACGGGAAACGCGCUCGGUGGCAGCACGCUGGCACAGCUGUCGCUGGGGACGCCGCUCCUACACCGCGGGGCUGGAGUGGGUCCCGUGGUCCCAGCGGGUCUGCCCCAUCCCGGUCAGCUGCCCCAGACCAGGGGUGAGCACGGGGCCGCUCCUCCCCACCACGCAGCAGCCCCACGUGGCAGCGAUCCCGCUCCCUGGCUCAGCCUGUUGCUGUCCAUACCAAGACACCCCAUUGCCUCCUGCCUCGCAAACACCCCCUGGUGCCCGGGCACGGCUCCAGGAGCGGGGAAGGGACACGGCUGGGAGGCGGCGGGUGGCGUGUGGAGCAGCAUCCGCACAGUGCUGGGUGAGGGGCAGCAGCGAGGGGCACGGAGAUAUGCAGUGUGUGGCACCUGCACUGCUUGGGCACGGCUGGGUGCUCACUGAGCUCCCCCUGGGUCCCGGGACGUGUGCGGAAGCCGACGCCGUCAACACACGGGAAGUUUGCUCAUGACCGGCACACGGGGACUAUGGGCCACGGUGCUGAGACAGCCGCUCCAUUACAACGAGAGCCGGGCACAGCGGCACAGGGCGGCAGCAGGGCUGCACGGAGAGCAAAGCGCCCAUCCCCAUGGGCCACUGUGGGGCCCAGGGCUCUGCCAGCUGCAGAGAGGGUGGGCGCUGCUGAUGCCAAGUGUAGGAUGCAGGCAUUGCACGGUGCCACGGGGCACUGCUGGUGCCAGGUGCAGGAGGCAGGCAUUGCGCGGUGCCAUGCAGCGCUGCGUGGUGCCGUGUGCCCCAGCAGCACAAGGGGCCAGGCAGUGGUGGGUAACUAGUGUGGGCAGGAGAGCCAGAUGGGCACGGGGGCUCAGAGCUGGUGUGGGGCACAGCUGGGGCAGGGCUGGGUGGAGGCUGUGCCCUCCCUGCUUGGGGAGGGGAGCCAUGCGCAGCUGUGUGCCAGUGAUGGCAGGAUGGGGAUGGGGUCCAUCCGUCCCCACGCCCAAGCUCCCCGUGCCCAGAGCUGUGCCCGUCCCAUCCUGCUGUGCUCCCCACACCCUCCGAACACGAGGUACCGAGUCCCAGCAAGGCAGAGCUAUUUUUAACGGCUUCUUCUGCUUGAUUUGAGCUGUGAACUUGUAACGUGUUUAUGCUAAAGGGGUUUCUUUUUUUCCCUUCUCCCUUUGUGCUGAGGAGGCAGUGCCAGAGAUCAAAGCUUGUCUCUUUGCGUUUGGUGAUGGCCACGCGGGAUGGGGGGUGGGAGGGCGCACGGAGGCCGGCAGCUCCGCGGGGCAGCGGGAGACAUCCCCGUCUGCGGGAACGGCGGGCGCAGGGCCGGGUCACCCACCUCUCUCUGUCCCUGCAGGUCAGGGAGCCGGGAGCCAUGCACGGGGCCAGACAGCAUCUGGAGCUCCGUGGAGCUCAGCGCGGAGAGCACUGAGUGCAGCGGACGGCGGCGGGACCAUGAGCUGCCAGCGGGGAGGCACGAUGCUGGGCAGGGUGCUCGGGGCGCCCGCGUGCCGGGGGCCGUAGGUGCGGGAGGUGGGCAGCAUGCCCUGCAGCCCCCUGCCCGCCUCCUGCGCGGCAUCCCCUCUGCGCGGCGGUGCGGGAUGAGGCCGCCCGCCGCCCCAGGCAGCUCCGGGGACGGGCACAACGCAGGGGCCACGGCCGCGGGGCUGUGAGCCAUGCUCAGCCGGGAUCCCCUGCCCUCCGGUGAGGGCAGCCAGGAGAAAGCCAUGACGGUGCGCUCGGUGCUGCUCAACCGCGACUCGCCCGACAUCGAGAGCCGCCUGCGGCGCCGGCGCAACCGCACGCAGCAGGUGCGCUUCAAGGACCUGGUGGAGGGCAGCCCCCCCCCAGCGCCCGCCCCCGGCCCCAACACCCCACGUGCCUCGCCGCCCCCCAGGGCCCCCCCUGAGCCGGCGGCUCUCUGUGCCUCGCGGCGCAGCUGGCCCCAGGCCCAGCCGUGCUCGCUGACGCUGCCCAUGCCCAGGAAGGCCUGCGCCAGCGCUGCCAUCCAAACCUCCCCCAGCCUCCAGAAGCCCUUCCAGGCCCCCCGGCCCCACAGCGGGAGCGUCUGCGAUGUGGCCAGGGACGCGGGGCUGCUCGCCGCCCUGGGGAGCUCCCGCUGCCCGGGGGGGGCCGCACCCGCCGCCUCGGUGCGGGCUGUUCCCCCGCAGACGCCCACCCCCGAGCGUGCCCCCUCCCUCACCCAACACCCCGCGGCGUGCCACGUGCCGCCGCCACCACCCAGGGAUCCCUGUCCCCCAUACCCGGGCACGGCCGGGUGCCCCGCUGCCAGCUGUACUCCCUCAGCCAGGAGCUGCCCCACCGAGCCCUGCGCCCGGCCCGGCGGGACCCCCCGGGGUGGGCGGGGGCUCCCCCAGCGCCCAGCCUCCGUGCCCUGUGCCCAGUCUCAGCCCUCCUCUGAGGUGUGGGUGCUUGGCCGCAGCGACUCAGAGCACAGCCUGCCCCGCGGGCAUCGCCAGCCGCCCCUCCUCCACCAGCCAGCUCAGGGCAACCCCCCCCGCGACCCCUCGCCACCCCAGCACCAGCUCUGCGGCUCGCCCUGGGGGAGGCCCUGCUGCACCCCAGCGCCCACCCCACCAGCGCCCGGCUGGCACAGCUCUGCCACCGCCGCACUGGAGACCACACCAGCUGCACUCGGCCAUCCGGACACCCAGGACAUCUGCAGCCGGCUGCGGGCUGCCGAGCCCGGCCACGAGCAGGCGGCUCCGGAGAGGCACAAGGGACCCCAGCACGGCUUCAGUGCAGCGGUUCAGCCCGGUGGGCACGCACCGGAGCCCCCCCAGUAUGGGCAGCCCUGCCUCACCACCCAGCAGUCGGAGACGCUGCGCCACGUGCAGGACCUGCUGCAGAUGGUGGUGGCGGCCAAGGGGACACCGGGAGCCGCGGCGGGGGACGAGCACGGCCACACAUCUCAGGGACAGGGGGCACAGGGGGACCUGCAGUCCCAGCUGCAGUCCCUGGAAGGGGUGCUGGAGACCAGCCAGCAAACCAUCCGCGUGCUGCUGGACGUCAUCCAGGACCUGGAGAAGAAGGAGGCCCAGCGGGACGGGCGACACUCGUACCGGACGGGGCAGGACAUCGCCAACUGCGGGACGUGCCGGGACUGUGCCUGCAUCAUCUACAGGUACGGGGCAGCGCUGCCGCCCUGGGGACGUUCCUGCACUCGUGCAGCUUUUCCUCCACCGUCACUCCACGCCGUGCUCCCUGUUCAUAGCAGAAAUGCCUCCCUGAGCCCGAGGGCAGGAUGCAGCACCGCUGUACAGGGCCAGCAGGGUCCCCAUCCUGUCCCGGUGCAGGACGAGCAAGGAGCCAGGUGCUCUCCCUGCACCUCUGCUGUGUCCCAGCUCCUCCCCGGGCUCCUGCCGGGCAUUGCUCCUUCUGUUACCGAUGAUGCGCUCAGAGCCGGCCCUGGGCAGCACCAUGGGUGGACGGUGUGAGCUCCUGGGGUGCAUCAGGGCUGGGGGUGCCCCAGCUCCGUCCCCCACCCAGCUCUGUCCCCUCGCGCUGCUGCAGCCCUGCUGGGGUUGCCUCUCGUUGCCGGCUCAUUGCCACCAGAGCCCAGAGCCAGCUCCCCGCGAUAGCUCGUGGGGGCCGUCAGCGCUAAUUGGGACUGACGAGGCUGUCUCAAUGCGGCACUGCGGCUGGGAGAGAUGGCACUGCUGGGGAGGUGGGUCCUGCUGCGGGCUCCCGCUGGGCUCCGCUGCCUCCACGUGCGGGGAAAAGGCUCCGGUGGGACACGGUGGGAGCUGGACUGGGGCAGCUGCACAGGGCUGUGCCGGGUGCUGUGCAAGGGGUGCACGCAGCUGUGGGGGAACGGAGGUGGUUGGGUGCCUGCAGAGGUGGGAGGAAUGGGGACGGGUGGUCAGGGAGCACGGGGUGCCGGCGUGCUGCACGGGUGUCAGUGCCACGUGCGGUGUUGGCAGCAGCACCUUGCUGAUCUGAUGGGAGGUGGCUGCUCGGAGAUGGAAGCGCUUUCCGGGUGAGGGAGCAUCGCAGCACGUGGCCUCCAGUGCCCUGCCUGCGGGUGCUGCAGGGACAGCGGGGGGCUCUGGGGACGCGCAGGAGACCUGGUGCUGGCGGUGGGUGAUGCGUCCCCUCCUUCCCUACCCGGACCAGCGGUGCCCACGUGCUUUGCAUUAGGAAUGCUAUCAGACUCUCACCCCUGCUGCUGGUGCUAUGGCCGCACUGGGCUCAGGGACGCGAGGGCAGUGGGGGUCUGUAACGUCAGGGCUGGGUACAGCCCCUUUCCAGGGGCUCUCAGGGGUCCCAAAGACCUCAGCUCCUGCACUGCAUCCCGCUGAUCCCCAGCUAGGGCAGGGGGCCGGCUCCCACCACAGCCAGGUCAAUACCCAGAGCAUUCUACUGCAGUAGACCCCCAGCGACCCCCAGGGCUCACAGCCAGCCCUUGCCUCUCCUGUUACGGGCACAGCAUCGCCCCUCUGCCCUGCACUGCUGCACUCCUACAUCAGGAACUCAGCUUCUGCUGCACAAAACCCAAACUACCCGGCGCCAAAGUGCCACCAGCCCAGGGUGCAGGGGACGAGCUCCGGGCACUCGGGGGGGGCCCACACAGCAGCUAAGCUCUGCAGGAGGGAUGUGGUAUGUUUGGUGUUUAGGGCAAAGGAGCUUGGGUGAGGGGAUGAAACAGUAGGAAAAGCACAGGGAGCCACGGCCAGGAGAAAAGCAGAGCAGCUCCGAGAGCAGCUGUGAUGCUACGAGUGGAGGGGGGAAGCACCACUGGGUCAGGGCUGUCCGUCGGUCUGUCCCUCCAGUACUGGGGGUCCCCACGUGCUCUGGGUGCAGCGCGGUGCCAUGUGUGGGCAGAUAGCUGCCCCCGGGCCCAGGUCCGGCCCCCACCCCGCUCCCAGCCGUGCAGCAUGCAGGCAGUGGGUGGCGGUGGCCGCAGCCCCAGCCGAGCCCCCAGCGCAGCACCGGCGCCGCAGCAGUGCCGUGACGCCGUCCCUUC
Molecule: messenger RNA, 10916 nt
Organism: Numida meleagris (helmeted guineafowl)
Lineage: Eukaryota; Metazoa; Chordata; Aves; Galliformes; Numididae
Product: protein FAM196B-like
Exons: 2
Coding region: 7606-9387 (593 amino acids)
Biological process (GO): inhibitory postsynaptic potential
Cellular component (GO): postsynaptic density
Source: RefSeq, a predicted model, not a curated record